AUGAUCACAUCCUUUUGUCCACAAGGACUUUUGCUUGCUGUCCGUCAGGUUGUGAAGAUAUCUUGUGAUGAAAGAAACGUCCUUCACAAAUCUCCUAUAAUAGAAAGCCCAUAUGUUCAAAACCUUAUUGCUCUGGCCGCUGUUUUCCAUGAACUGACUUCGUCAGAUGUUGUAGCAUACUUCUUAUUCAGGAACUUUGUUUUAUAUCAAAGAAAAUUUAGUAUCAAUAUCAAAUCUUUGAGAGAGCAGUUAGAAGCUGUGCUUAGAAAAGAAGAUAGUGUUUUAUAUGAACAUUUAAGAUUGAUUAAGGCUUUUGAAAUUAUACCUGUAGAUUUGUGGUUUGGAAGAUAUUUUGCUCAAGUUUUACAUAAAAGCUCACUAGCAAGAAUAUGUGAUAAAGUGAUUGGUGGAUCUUGCAAGAUUUUAUCGUAUGUUGGAGCUGCAAUAUUAAUGGUUCGUCGACACCCUUUAUUAGCGCUAACUGGGCCAGAAGCGGCUAUUGAAUUGCUCAAAAAAAUUCCAGAAGAUACAUCUGAUGUUGUAGUUAAUAAAGCUCUAGACUUAUACUACAGCUGAAGCCAAAAUUAAUCAAAAUAUUCUGCCAAAUCAAAAGAUCUCAGAAUUUUCAGUUUUCUGUAAUCAUUGUUACUUUUAAGUUCAUACAUUCAUCAACGGCUGCGAAAAACUUUCCUUACUUCAUAUUUAUUCCUUAUGUAACAUUCAUUCUUGGAACAUUUUGUUCUUUUCUUGCAUGAAAUAGUGAUUGCAUUUAGGAAGGGCAGACUGCGAUCAUCUUCAAACCUGUGAUAUUUUUGUCUGUGGAAUGAAAUGUGUAUAAAGAAAAAUCUGCUACAAAUUAAUUUUAUUUUUUAGUGUUUUUAUUAAUAAAUGCUUUUUUACAAAUUUUACA
Stegodyphus dumicola is the source of this 910-nucleotide messenger RNA. It is a transcript of the gene TBC1d7, whose product is annotated as TBC1 domain family member 7. Gene Ontology annotation, molecular function: GTPase activator activity. NCBI's taxonomy places the organism in Eukaryota, Metazoa, Arthropoda, Arachnida, Araneae, Eresidae. Gene Ontology annotation, biological process: activation of GTPase activity; negative regulation of TOR signaling. The record is from RefSeq and is a predicted model, not a curated record.